This is a messenger RNA of Rhipicephalus microplus (southern cattle tick), 2093 nucleotides long. Its product is annotated as venom serine carboxypeptidase. Gene Ontology annotation, molecular function: serine-type carboxypeptidase activity. The record is from RefSeq and is a predicted model, not a curated record. Gene Ontology annotation, biological process: proteolysis. Lineage: Eukaryota; Metazoa; Arthropoda; Arachnida; Ixodida; Ixodidae.
AGGGAGAUUGAGCGGGUAGGUCCGCGCGUCUAUGUAUACUGGACGGGAACAGGACGUCCAGUGUAGUCGAAGAGUUUAUCAUCUGCGCGCAUAAUAUAUGGUGACCGUAAAAGGCGCACUCUCAAGUCUCUCAGCAGAAAUCGCGAGCUGCUCUGACAUUUGCGCAAGGUGUGGAAUCAACAUGCACAGCGUCGGGCAAUCCCUACUUUUCCUGGCCUGCGUUUCGCUGCAGCUGAUUGUGGACGUCGCAGCAAAUCAGAAUAAUCGGAGCGAAUCCUUAGGCCAAAGGAGCGUGGACGACGUACCUUUGUUCCUGACACCGUACAUCGUGAACGGGAGCAUCGCAGAAGCCCGGAGGAGGAGCGAGGUCGAGCUGUUCAAAAGCCAAGUCGGGGCGAAGGCGUACUCGGGCUUCGUCACCGUCAAUGCCACCACAGCGAGCAACUUAUUCUUCCUCUACAUCAAGGCCGAAAAGAAUGCAAGUGCCGAUACACCGCUGGUCCUGUGGCUCGAAGGCGGCCCCGGCAAGACGGCGCUGUUCGGCCAGUUUCUCGAGAGCGGACCACUGGGCAUCGGCGCUGACGGACAGCUGUACCGGCGACGGCCGACGCUCCAGGAGGAAGCUGACGUCGUCUACCUGGACCAGCCUGUCGGCGGAGGCUACAGCUUCACGAGGGACCGGCGUGGUUUCGCGCGCACGCUUGACGACAUCACCGGCUCCAUCGAGGAGUUCCUGCGGCAGUUCCUGAUGCUGUUUCCAGAGAACAGGAACAGGCGCUUCUACGCCCUCGGAGAGUCGUACGGCGCUCGAUCAGCCUUAGGGAUCGUGAACCGCCUUCAAGUAAACAAGACACUCCCACUGAGAGUCUCCGGAGUGAUCCUCGGAGUCCCUUUCAUCGCCCCUCUCCUGGACCUAAUAGACUCUUCGGACUACCUGUACAGCACAGGACUGAUUGACCCCCGAGGUCAUGGGAUGCUCACCCAGCGCUUCCAGCAGAUCAAACUCGCCUCCCAGGUGAACCGCACCAUAGCCGCCGCUCUGCUGCUGAAGACGGUGUUCAACGCAAACUUUGACAACGAGCCCAGCCUGUACCAGCAGCUGACCGGCUACACGGAUCACGGAAGCGUGCUGCGAAGCAGACCCGAACCUCAAACACUCAUGUUUUACGAGUACGUCACGAGCGACGCCUUCAAGAGGGCCAUUCACGUGGCGGGAGCUAUGCCUCUGCAAGCGCAGAAGCUGGCACUGGGACUGAGCUUGGCGCAGAGCGACUACUUCACCGACAUCAACGACACCCUCGCCAGAGUUCUCGACACGAACAGGGUACUGCUCUACACGGGGCAGAUGGACACCGUGUUCCCGGCGGUGAACAUCGACCGGUACCUGCGUCAGCUCAAGUGGAGUGGUCAGCGCGAACUGGCGGAGGCCCAACGCGAGACCUGGUACUCGUUCGCCGACGCUACCAGACCCGCUGGGUACGUGACCCGGGCGCGGAACUUGACCUACGCCUUGGUCUCCCGCGCCGGUCAUCACGCCACCUUCGAUGAGCCCCAAGCGCUGUUCGACCUCACGUACAGUUUCAUUCACGGCAGAAAAUACGAAGCAUCAUGAGCACGUGCGUCCUUAUUUAAUCAUUCUACAGAACCUGUUGCAGUGUAACGGCUUUUCAUUCCGAGGAAAAGAAAGGAAUGACCGACAGUCGCCCGCUUGUGGUGCUAAGGCAUUGCAGAGCGUUAAAUGACGAUGACUGAUGGGUGUUAUCGGCGCAAGGGUCGUAUGUGCGAAAAGCGCUGACGGCGACGGUGAUAAAACAUCAUGUAGCGUUCAGUGGCAAUGCAAAGAUGAUGAUUUGGCUGUUUAAAAGCCUCCAAAACAGCCGCUGCGAACUUGUGGAAUACAUAAAUUAACUUAAAGUACAAAAACAAAUUGUCAGCAGGGCAUUAAAUGCGAAAAAUAAGACAUAGCCAGAUGGUAAAAUGUUUUGAAUGACACUAGCACCCCUGCCUAGCCGUGACCAUUGAGCACGAAGGCCUGGAUGUGCGUGCUGUACAAAAUAGCAGGAAGCAUUAAAGGUUUCAGUUCUUAGAAUAUC